Molecule: messenger RNA, 2127 nt
Organism: Nelumbo nucifera (sacred lotus)
Lineage: Eukaryota; Viridiplantae; Streptophyta; Magnoliopsida; Proteales; Nelumbonaceae
Product: sodium/calcium exchanger NCL-like
Biological process (GO): calcium ion transmembrane transport; intracellular calcium ion homeostasis
Cellular component (GO): membrane
Molecular function (GO): calcium ion binding; calcium:proton antiporter activity
Source: RefSeq, a predicted model, not a curated record
CUAGGAAAUGAAAAGUCGGAAAACCCGUGGGCAGUGAAAAUUCUCUCCAGUGUUCUCAUUUUGAGUCCUGCAUACUUCCCUCUUAUCUUCAUUAGUGCCUGUGAAAGACUGUGAGUGAAGAAACUGCAGAGCACGAACAGACGAACAGUAGCGGUUUUAUUUUCUAAUGGCGAAGAAACGUUUCCUUUACUCUGUGUUCGUUUUCAUUGUCAUUCUGGCAAUCGCCGGCGUCGGCUGGAGUCGAUUUAUUACAGAGAGCUCGCAUUCUGAUCUGGUUUCCGAUGGGAUCAAUAAUGCCCAGACAAAAUCUCCGCUCCUACUUAUCAAGAGGCUUCGUGCGUCCGAGAGCUGUGAGAAUACGUACGGUUUCCUCCCCUGCACCACUACGGUUGUUGGAAAUCUCUUCCUCAUCAUUGUAUACGGAUACUUGAUGUUCCUUGCAGCGAGUUACCUUUCAGAUGGAAGUGAGCUUCUGCUCGCGAUCCUUGGCCCUGGUCUCAUUGGUGGUCUUUUCCUUCCUAUUCUUGGUGCUCUUCCAGAUGCCAUGCUCAUCCUUGUUUCCGGACUCUCUGGAAGUAAAGAAACUGCUCAGAGUCAGGUUUUGGUUGGAAUGGGCUUACUCGCUGGAUCAACUGUCAUGCUUCUGACAUUACUUUGGGGAUCUUGUGUUGUUGUUGGUAAAUGUGAUAUUGAGGAAUCAAUUGCAGUAGAUUCACAAGAUACAAAAAGACUAAGCUUAGUUGGAUCUGGUAUUAGUACUGAUAUAUGGACUAGCUAUGCUGCAAGAAUCAUGGUUAUAUCUGUUAUCCCAUUUAUCAUUGUACAACUACCACAAAUCUUGCAUUCAUCUUCUGGAAGACACUUAGCAGUCCUGAUUGCAUUCAUUGUUUCCGUUGCAUUAUUAAUCUCUUACUGCCUUUAUCAGGUCUUUCAACCUUGGAUUCAGCAGAGAAGACUUGAAUAUGCAAAGCAUAAGCAUGUAAUCUCUGGAAUUUUGAAAUAUCUGAAAAAGCAUUCAUUAGGGAAGCUCCUCAAAGAUGAUGGUGAACCUAAUGAAGAUAUUAUAAAAAGGUUAUUUAAGCAAAUUGAUGCAGAUAAGGAUGGACACCUUUCAAUUCCUGAGUUAAGAGCACUGAUUAUUGGAAUUGAACUUGAAGAGAUAGAUUUAAAUCGGGAUGAUGCUGCUGAAAAAUUAAUGAAAGAUUUUGAUCAAUCUAAUGAUAAUUUGCUUAACGAGGAAGAGUUCGUCGAAGGAAUAAAAAAAUGGUUGUAUGAAGCCAAGCGUUCAACAGAUUAUGUUCCUUUUUCUGGUUCUCAUACUUUACGUUAUAUAGAUGGUUUUCAUAAGCAAGCCAGGCAAGAACAUAUUCUGCUUGGAGAUGCCAGUGAUGAUGUCAUAGAGGGUGUUGAAAAUCCCAAGUGGACUUCUAUUAAAGCAGUGUUGAUGUUGCUUCUGGGAACUGCUAUAGCAGCUGCAUUUGCAGAUCCCCUUGUAGAUGCUGUUCAAAAUUUCUCCAGUGCUACAAGUAUUCCUUCCUUCUUCAUCUCAUUUAUUGCAUUGCCUUUGGCUACCAACUCUAGUGAGGCAGUGUCAGCACUUAUUUUUGCCAGCCGAAAGAAGAAGAAAACUGCUUCUUUAACAUUUUCUGAGAUCUAUGGGGCAGCAACCAUGAACAACAUCCUUUGUCUGUCGGUCUUCCUAGCACUUGUUUAUGUGAGGCACUUGACAUGGGACUUCUCUGCUGAAGUGCUCGUCAUUCUUAUAGUUUGUAUAGUAAUGGGUCUCUUUGCUAGCUUCCGCACGACCUUCCCAUUAUGGACCUGUUCGGUGGCGUUUGUGCUCUACCCAUUUUCUUUGGUUCUGGUUUAUGUUCUUGACUAUGUAUUUGGGUGGUCAUAGACUUGUCAAAUAACAAGAGGCAAACUGACGGUAGAGAUUCCUAAUCAAAUCGUCCUUCUAGGCUUCUACCCCCACCCCCACCCCCUCCACUUUUUCUGCAGAUUCCUAGUGUGUAUUUUCUUUUGGUUCAUGGCCUAGUGUGUAUUUCUUUUAGCAAGUCUUUCGCACCUUGUGGAAAUGUUUACCAAGAUUGACAUUUUAUAUAAAUCCUGAAAUAUUCUGUUGCA